This is a messenger RNA of Diachasma alloeum, 920 nucleotides long. Its product is annotated as RNA-binding protein pno1. Bases 135 to 854 code for a protein of 239 amino acids. Gene Ontology annotation, cellular component: nucleolus. NCBI's taxonomy places the organism in Eukaryota, Metazoa, Arthropoda, Insecta, Hymenoptera, Braconidae. The transcript is spliced from 3 exons. The record is from RefSeq and is a predicted model, not a curated record. Gene Ontology annotation, molecular function: RNA binding.
CUGGUGCAAUUGGUCGGCUGACGAUUAUAUCGCACUCUAGUUGACCGAUAUUCAUUGGCACGUUUUUGGAACAAAAUACAGUGUCUAGUAAUAGAUUGAUUAAUUGAUUAACUAAGCGUAAAAUUGGAGAGAAAAUGAGUACAACAAGUGAAAAAAACACCUCAGCAGCAGAGAACCAAGAAAAAUUGGACGCGAAAUGUUCAAAACGGCGACAUGCAAGUGAAAGUUAUAUGGAGGUUGAUGCUGUGAAUGGGAUUGAGGGUAAAGUCAAAAGAAAACCUGCCUUUAAACGUUCGAAAAAUGUUCAAGGAGGAGAGCAGAGAAAGAUAGCUGUUCCAGCUCACAGAUAUACUCCUCUAAAAGAAAACUGGACAAAGAUCUUCACACCAGUUGUUGAACAUCUCCAACUGCAAAUACGUUUCAAUCUGAAAACUAGAAACGUAGAACUUCGUACAGCCCCGGAAACUCCAGACAUAUCAAAUCUACAGAAAGGGGCUGAUUUCGUGAAAGCUUUUGUUAUAGGCUUCGAAGUCGAAGAUGCAAUGGCCCUUUUACGUUUGGACGACUUAUUUGUAGAAACUUUCCAAGUGCAGGACGUGAAACCAUUGAAGGGAGAUCACUUGUCAAGAGCAAUAGGACGAUUAGCGGGUAAAGGUGGAAGAACUAAAUUUACUAUUGAAAAUGUAACAAAAACGCGGAUUGUAUUGGCGGACACAAAAAUUCAUAUCCUAGGCUCAUUUCAGAACAUUCAAUUGGCAAGAAGAGCCAUUUGUAGUUUGAUUCUAGGAAGUCCUCCAUCAAAAGUUUACGGACAACUGAGAAAUGUUGCCUCGCGUGUUAGUGAAAAAUUCUAACUUAAUUUCUUGUUAAGCCUAUUAAUAAUGAUAAUAAUAAUAAAAAAUAAUUAAUAACAUUCAUAA